Molecule: messenger RNA, 615 nt
Organism: Phytophthora infestans T30-4
Lineage: Eukaryota; Oomycota; Peronosporomycetes; Peronosporales; Peronosporaceae
Exons: 2
Coding region: 1-615 (204 amino acids)
Source: RefSeq, a predicted model, not a curated record
AUGACGUGGCUGCGCGUGGUUGCAGCGGCUUCCUGGUGCAAUACCCAAAGUUGCCCCAUUUCUUUCUACCGCGCGUCUGAUUCCGCACUUCAAUCUGCCGAGAAGGCUGGGGGGGCGUCCGUGCACCACGUUCAAGACUUUGAUGACACCAAGACUCAGAUCAUCUCACUGCUGUCAGACCCGGAGAUCGCCAAGGCUCUGGCCUUCGUACACAUCGAAAUGACAGAGAGCGAGUCAGUACCUGAAGACCACUGGGUCAAUUCGCUAGUGUCAGAGCUGGCAACGCAGCACCAGGACGACGGCAGCAGUAAAGUAUUUGUUUCUAUCGUGAAGACUGCCUCCCAGCGAGUGGUGGAACCAUCCGAGCCCCAUCCGCUCCGCCCCCAGCAGAGCUAUCAUAAAUAUGACCAUAAGUACCCGGAGCACGACUCGGGAGAAGCCCCACGACGCCUAAUGUUCGCCAGUUUGUACCAGGACCAGACACGCCGUGAUGCUGUGCAGACUUUUGAUGAAGCGCAAAUGGACAAGCUUGGUGGCUAUGGAGCGAUGGACGUGCGCGUAUUCGUAAAAGAGAUGGCUUUCCGCCUUGGAUAUGCACCGAAAUAUGGAGCUUGA